Sesamum indicum (sesame) is the source of this 758-nucleotide messenger RNA. The record is from RefSeq and is a predicted model, not a curated record. Lineage: Eukaryota; Viridiplantae; Streptophyta; Magnoliopsida; Lamiales; Pedaliaceae.
UUAUUAAUAAGAUUAGUUACGCAAGGAGAAGAAUUCAAACCCUAGAAUUCGAAUUCUCUCUCUAGAUUUUCCAUGGGAAUCACCGAGAAGCUGAUGCAGCAGAUCAUGGAUCUGAAAUUAACCUCGAAGAUCCUGCAGCGUCAGGCUCGCAAGUGCGAGAAGGAGGAGAAGGCGGAGAAGUUGAAGGUGAAGAAAGCGAUCGAGAAAGGUAACAUGGACGGAGCGCGGAUCCACGCUGAGAACUCCAUACGCAAGCGCAACGAGCAGAUGAACUAUCUCCGCCUCGCGUCGCGGCUCGACGCUGUGGUAGCGCGUCUCGACACGCAGGCGAAGCUGACCGCGAUCAGCAAGUCAAUGGGGAGCAUCGUCAAAUCGCUCGAAUCGUCGGUCGACACUGGGAACUUGCAGAAGAUUUCGGAGACGAUGGACCAGUUUGUGAGGCAGUUCGUCAACAUGGAAGUUCAGGCCGAGUUUAUGGAGAGUUCUAUGGCUGGAAGCACUUCUCUCUCCACUCCUGAAUGCGAGGUCAACAGCCUUAUGCAGCAGGUGGCUGACGAUUACGGCCUGGAGGUGUCUGUGGCUCUGCCCCAGCCCGCGGCUCAUGCAGUGUCCGUGAAGAACAGUGAGAAGGUCGAUAUGAAUGCUUUUCCACGCACCAUGGGAACAAACACAUCAGAGAUAUUCACAUUUUUCUAUAGAGUAUAGAUUUGCGCUGGAAAAACGUACAUCAUUUACUUUUUUUUACUUAUAAUUUUAUC